This is a messenger RNA of Nelumbo nucifera (sacred lotus), 939 nucleotides long. RefSeq names its product large ribosomal subunit protein uL18c-like. The record is from RefSeq and is a predicted model, not a curated record. Gene Ontology annotation, molecular function: structural constituent of ribosome; 5S rRNA binding. NCBI's taxonomy places the organism in Eukaryota, Viridiplantae, Streptophyta, Magnoliopsida, Proteales, Nelumbonaceae. Gene Ontology annotation, cellular component: ribosome. Gene Ontology annotation, biological process: translation.
ACAUAGAUAAGGGGAACGAUAAGGGCGGGUGGAUAAUAAAAUGGUACAGCAAGCCGAGUGAGCGAGAGUGUCGAGACCGGAGAGUGUACUCUGAGCGAAAGAGAGAGAGAGGAGAAAUCAUGUCUGGUUCUCUUUCCUUCCUUCACAGUGCGUUCGCUUCUUCACAACAACUCACUCUUGGACCCAAAUUCAUAGCAGCGAAAGCAAGUCCAUCUCUGGUUAUUGAAGCAAAGGCCACAACCAGGAGGGAAGACAGGCUUGCUCGACAUGCCCGUAUUAGAAAGAAGGUUGAAGGGACACCAGAAAGGCCAAGGUUGUCUGUCUUUCGCUCCAACAAGCAUAUCUAUGUCCAGGUGAUCGAUGACACUAAGAUGCACACCCUUGCUUCAGCUUCAACAAUGCAGAAACCCAUAUCUGAAGAAUUUGAUUAUUCUUCUGGACCUACAGUUGAAGUGGCAAAGAGGAUUGGUGAAAUCAUUGCUAAGAACUGUUUGGAGAAAGGAAUCAAAAAGGUAGCAUUUGACCGGGGUGGUUACCCUUACCAUGGGCGUGUUGAAGCCCUUGCUAAUGCUGCGAGGGAACAUGGUCUUCAAUUCUGAAACUUGGUAGUUACUUUUUCUGUUUCUCCAAGCACUCAACAUUGUUUUAUUUUUUACUCUUUUUUGGUCUUCUUGGUCACACAUGAUGGACUAAUUAGAUGUGAACGAAAAUUUUCUUGGUCUUCUUAGUCACAUGUGAUUGAUGAAAGAAUUAAAUGGGAAUGAGACCUAUCCUAUCCAGUUACUUCAGUGUAGGAUAUAGGAACUAUUUCCAUAUUUUGUUUGUUUACAUGUAAGGCAUAACCAAAGUUUCAUUUUUCAGAAUACUUCUAAAAGUGGUAAUAGUAUUGUCUUAUUACCAAUUUACCAUGGCUACCCAAACUCCCAAACUCUUCCAAUA